AUCAAGACCGUUGAACAUCAAAGGGAUGCAUGAAAAGGUCUUCUCAUGUCCAAGCUAAGUUUUGAUGAGUUUCAUAAUGAAGAGUCUCAAAUAUGCUUUCUAUACUGUGCCCUCUUUCCUGAAGAUUAUGAUGUUUGUGUUGAAGAUCUUUUGAGAUAUGGAAUUGGUGAUAGACUGUUUUCUGAUGAUUUAACUCUGGACCAGGCAAGGAACAGGGUACAUUCUAUAAUCAGUAACCUAAAAGCUUCUUGCCUUUUGCUGAGUGGUAAGAAUGAAGAAUGUGUAAAAAUGCACGAUGUUUUUCGUGACUUGGCCAUAUUAAUUUCUUCCGGUAAUGAUUACAGUUUCAUGGUAAAGGCGGGCUCAGGUUUGAAGGAGUGGCCUUGCAACUUAAACUUGCAAUAUGUUAUGAGGAUGUCUUUGAUCAACAACGAGUUUAAUAUGCUCAGGGAACAAGAAGAAUACCCAGAGCUCAUAUUACUGCUGCUGCAAAAUAAUACAUCAUUAAAGGCUAUUUCAGAUGACUUCUUUGUUGGGAUGAAAGCACUCCAAGUACUUGAUCUCAGCAAUAUGCCAAGUCUGGUGGCAUUACCUACCUCACUCUCUUUUCUCACAAACUUAAAGACUCUUUGUGUGGAAAACAAUAAUCUGAAAGAUGGAUCUGCACUUGGAGAGCUGAAAUCAAUUGAAAUUCUUAGCCUGCGGAAGUCCUCAUUUGACAGGUUUCCAGAAGAGAUAAAAAGAUUAACUAAGCUCCGUUUAGUAGACUUGAGUGAAUCCCAAUUUGAUGAAAUUCCAGCUAAUGUUUUUCCAAGCCUCGUACGUUUGGAAGAACUGUACAUGGGAGGCAGUUAUAGUGGUUGGGAGAUAAAAGAAACGACAAGCAAGAGAAAAGCUACUCUGGCUGAAGUUCUUUCUUUGGAUCAUCUUAAUACCCUACACAUCGAUGUAGGAAAUCUUGCUUGUCUAGUUGAAGAGAUUAUCAAUCGCCAGCCUAGAUUAAACAAGUUUCACAUACAUGUAGGAGAUAAAUUUGACUGGCGGAGUACUUAUGCCAAAAGCAUGUGCUUCAAUAUAGCAGCUCACUUUGGAGUACCCAAGCCUUUCAUGAACUGGCUGGAGAGCUUCCUACAAAUGACAGAGCAGCUUUCUGUAGUGAACUGGAAGAAUCUCUCAAGUCUUGAAGAGUUACCGUUGGAGUGUUUUCAACCACUGAAGCACCUACACAUUCAAAAGUGUCAUUUUCAAACUUUUCUUUCAUCUACAUUGUUCGAAAGGUUUCAAGGUCUGCAAGAGCUCCAAAUUUUUUCUUGCCUGAAACUGGAUACUGUGUUUCUUUCCAAUAAUAUUGUGCCUGAAAGCAAUGUGCUUCCCAGACUCACAAACAUUCAUGUCCGAGUUGCCCCUUGUUUGACAGCUCUAUGGAGAGGCGUAGCUCCAUCUACAAGCUUUCAGAGCUUGAAACAUGUGAAAGUUGAGGAGUGUAAACUGGUUAAGAUUCUCUUCCCCUUAGCUAUUGCUAAAAUGCUAAAUCAGCUGCAAUACUUGGAGAUAUCAAAUUGCGAUGUUAUGGAAGCUGUAAUUGGUUACAUUGAAGAUCAUGAGAUUCAGAUGGGUACGUCGUCAGGUCAGCUGAAUAAUACCUGCACAGGGAUAGAGUAUACCCAUACCAUCUUUCCUCAGCUGCAAUCAUUAAAGCUACAACAUUUGAAGAACAUCAGAAGCCUUACUCAACCAUGGUUCCUUCUUGUUUUUCCAACUUUGGAACAUCUAACAGUGCUCUCAUGUCCAUGCCUCAAGCUUCCCAUAGGGCCUGAAGGCUUGCAAAGAUUAAUUGAGGUAAGAGCAGAAAGAAAGUGGUUUGAUGAGUUGGAGUUUGAGAACAACGAAACAAAAAUAUCACUGCAAAAAUGCUUUACAGAUACAAACUCAUCGACUCAAUGAAGUAUCACCCAUACUAGGAAGGAAAGGUGUCAUCAGGGAGCUCAAUAUUUAUAGUGGUUAGUCAAAGGAAAUUUCGUCGAAUAUAACCUCUGCUGUUACCUUUUAUAUGUAACUAGGUGAAUUUGUGUUAGAGAUGGAUCAUUUAGCUAAUAAUGACAUAGUCGUUUCUAAGAAUUAAUAUAUAUAUAUUCAGUAUAAAAAGAAAAAACUUCUUAAGCAAACUUCAAUUUUCCUCUUCUUUACUAGACCGCCUUUGAAAAGAAUGACGAAGUUGAACUUUAACACAUGCAACUGAGGGGAUAAAGGGAAGGAAAGUAGGCAAGUAGCUACAAUACCUCAAUGAUUAAUUUGCAAAUUGUUAUUAAUGUUUUCUUUUCUUUUUUCCUUUUCUUUUUCCUGUAUGAACAUAUUAGUUGUUAGUACUGAAACCAGUCUAUGUGAAUGCUAUGUAAUGUGACUUCCUGUCAGUGAGAAACUGAAUGUUAUACAAAACACUGAAGUCUGUUUAGCUAUUGAAAUAUGCUAUAUGCUCUGCUCAGAAGUCUUAGAAUGGUAACUUAUGUUUCCACUAACAAUGCGACUUAAUAUUCUCUCUAACACAUUACAGAAAAAAUCAAUAUGAUCACGAGGCAUCAAUGUUACUACGGGCAAACUUUUCUGUCAGUAAUUCAAGAAACAGCAUCGUUAUGAUUUCAAUCUCAAAGCCGAUUUUCAGAGAGUUGAAAAUGAAUAGCAUACCUUUUUUGAAAAUGAAUAGCAUACUGAAAAGCUGCACCAAAACUUUAUAUAAGUCCCAGAAAGUAGUCAUCCCACAACCAGCAGAUUGAUCUCAUUAGUAAUAGCAAUCCUAUCACUACCAUUUAGCAAGUUCAGUUAUCAUACAUAAACAUCAUAAUACUCCCUUUGUCUCUAAAUAAAAGUCUCAAUUUAUCUACCAAACUCCAUUUCUUAUUUUUAUAUUAUUUAUUUUUAAUCAGACAAAUCCUACUAUCU
Molecule: messenger RNA, 2937 nt
Organism: Chenopodium quinoa (quinoa)
Lineage: Eukaryota; Viridiplantae; Streptophyta; Magnoliopsida; Caryophyllales; Amaranthaceae
Product: probable disease resistance protein At4g27220
Exons: 2
Coding region: 46-1944 (632 amino acids)
Molecular function (GO): protein binding
Source: RefSeq, a predicted model, not a curated record